CCAGAGCUGGCCAUGGCCGAGUGGGGAGGGACUCGAAUGCAGAUGGAGGAGGCUGAGGGGAACACCACUGUGUUCUCCAUCCUGAAGUCGUACAACAAAUUCAUGUCCCUCUCUAUGGAGGAAUCUUCUGUCCAAGAGGCACCACAGUCUCCAGGCUCACUCCAGACACAUUACCAGCAAAUGAUGAAGCUGGAAGAGCAGGCUGGGCAAAUCCAUUCGGGCACGCAGCUUUUGCAGAUGGAACGGGAGAAAAUGCAGAUGGAAUUAAGUCACAAAAGGGCUCGGAUUGAACUUGAGAAGGAAGCCAACCUGAACGCCACCAAAUUUGAGCGGGAGGCUGAUCGUAAUCAGGAGCUCCUUAAGCGCAUCAAGCAGUGUCAGGAAAGGGAAACCGAGGUAAAAAAUGCCCUUCAGGAACAACUUGAGAUCAACAAGACCUGCCAGAAGAACAUGGAGACCCUGAAUCAGAAGCUGGAGGAGAAGGAGGCCAAGCUGACCGAGGCGAAUGAAACCAUCAGCGUCUUGAAGGGGAAAAUAUCGGAGUCACAGUGGAACACGAUGAAUCAGGAGAUGGAGAUGAAAAAGCAGGAAUCCCAAAACCAGGAGUUGACCGAACAGCUGGAUGUGCUCCACAAAAAAUGGCAAGAAGCCACUCAGCAUAUCCAAGUUCUUCAGGCCAAGGAGGAGCUGAUGUCCAAGAAGGACCAGAAGAUUCAGGACCUCGAGCAGAAGCUCUCCAUGCAAGAACAAGAUGCGGUCAUCGUGAAGAACAUGAAGACGGAGCUGGCUCAGUUUCCCCAGUUGGAACGGGAAUUGCAGCAACUCAGGGAGGAGAACGCCUACCUUAGGGAAAUGAGAGAAAACAACGGAUUGCUGAAGGAGGAAGUGGAGGGUCUCCGAAAGAAGCUCCAGCGAUUUGAAAAAGUCCAGGCAGAGCGGGUGGCUUUGGAGCUGGAGAAGGAGAAACUUCAGGAGAAACUGAGCAUGUGGGAAAAAGCGGACCAGAACAUGGGCUUAGAUAUCAAGAGUCCCAACGAUCUCUCCAGGCACAUCAUCGGCCUGCAGCAACGGGAGCUGAUCCUGAAAGAACAGAACUCUGCCAUCUCCAGCAGCGCCAGGCUGCUGGAGAACGCACGGAAACAACUGCAAGAAGAGUUGCUGAAGGUUCAGAGCCAGCUCCUGGAGGAGAAGAAGAAGCGUGAGCAGCAAGAAGCCAUGCUCAAGUGUCUUCAGAAACACAUGCAGCUUCUCAUCAAGGCCCGCGAUGGAAUGAGGUCCAUUCUGGAAUUCUACGACAGCGAGCUCAAUCCGUCGGAGCACUCACCGCAACUCACCUUCCGCGUGCGAGAAGCCGAGGAGAUGGUACAGAAGGUGGAGGCCCACUGUACCGAAAUGGAGGGCCAGUUAUCCCAGGCUUUGGAAGAGGCAGGAAAUCAGAAGAAAAGAGCAGACAUGCUGGAGGUAGAACUUCAGAUGCUGAAGAGACAAGUGUCCACUGAAGAGCCCAGCAACUUCCUCACCAAAGAAGAGCUGGAUACGCUGAGGUUAAAGAUUGAGGAACUGGAAUCCGAACGAAGACGGUUCGAAGAACAGAACAGAUCUCUGGAAGCACAGCUGGAACAAGCCGCGCUUCGGGGCUACCACGAUCCCAGCCGGACCAAAAUACUCCACUUCUCCAUGAACCCAGCCAGCCUGGCCAAGCAGCAGCGUCAAGAGGAGAUGGCGACCCUGCGGGAGGAAUGCGAACGCCUCCGGGAGAGGCUCAGAAUUUUAGAAGGUGGAGAUGCUGGAGGCACCACCACCACCACCACCAGCAGCAGCAGCAGCAACUGCUCAGGGAAACCGGAGGGUGGUGCCAAUCUCCAGUCCCACCCCGAAAUUGCUGACUAUUUGGAUUGUCAAAGCAACACUAAAGCUGCCCAGUUGCAGUGA
Molecule: messenger RNA, 1932 nt
Organism: Protobothrops mucrosquamatus (brown spotted pit viper)
Lineage: Eukaryota; Metazoa; Chordata; Lepidosauria; Squamata; Viperidae
Gene: MAD1L1
Product: mitotic arrest deficient 1 like 1
Exons: 17
Coding region: 13-1932 (639 amino acids)
Biological process (GO): mitotic spindle assembly checkpoint signaling; attachment of mitotic spindle microtubules to kinetochore
Cellular component (GO): kinetochore; nuclear envelope; mitotic spindle
Source: RefSeq, a predicted model, not a curated record